GCUUCUAAAUACCUACAGAAUACGGAGUCUCCGGAGUACAAGGAGGGGCAGCACGUGCCGAUAAGAGCGGGCCGUCGAUAAUCCGGUAGAUCCGGGAAGAUGAUAAUGAAGGCGGCGAUGGAAAGGGUGUUUUGACUCACAAGCAGCAUGAUGACCGGGAUCACGGUGGGUGUUCUGGCCCUGCAAGGCGCCUUUAUAGAGCAUAUUCAGUUGCUCAAGAAGGCUGCAGCCCGCUUGGCGGAAGAAAACCCGUCGUUUGAUGAUCACUGGGAGUUCAUCGAGGUGCGGACCCCGCCCGAGUUGGAGAGAUGUGACGCCCUCAUCUUGCCGGGGGGCGAGAGCACGACAAUGUCCUUGGUCGCGGCGCGGUCCAACAUGCUGGAGCCCUUGAGGGACUUUGUGAAGGUCCAUCGCAAACCAACUUGGGGAACUUGUGCUGGUCUUAUCUUAUUAUCAGAGUCUGCGAAUCGGACCAAGAAAGGAGGGCAGGAGCUCAUUGGGGGUCUGGAUGUUCGUGUCAAUCGAAACCACUUCGGCCGACAGACAGAAAGUUUCCAAGUACCGCUAGAAUUGCCGUUCCUGAACUCGGAUGGCCAGCGAGGGGAAGAGCCCUCCUACCCGGCAGUCUUCAUUCGGGCCCCGGUUGUUGAGAAGAUCCUUCCACACCACCAAGGCAUUCAAGUCGAGGAAAACGAGCGAGACGAGACGGUGGUAGCGCCGUCACGCCAGGCAAAGGACCAGUCGGCCAGAGCCAUGAUGGAGGAUCAUGUGCAAGUUCUGGCGACACUCUCUGGAAGGGCUGCCAGGCUAGCCAGCGAGGGCAAGAAUAUCAAUGCCGAGAAGGAAACCGGCGACAUUGUCGCGGUUAGACAGGGGAAUGUUUUCGGGACAAGCUUCCACCCCGAGUUGACUGACGACGCUCGCAUCCAUUCUUGGUGGCUCCGUCAGGUGAAAGACGCUGUGGGGAAGAGAACAUGAACAGGAAAUUUUUGGAAGGAUAUGAAUGAUGUUUUUUGAUUGGGUAUCAGGUAGAUCUUUCCUCCCCUUCUUUUGGUGAUAGAUGUACCGUUCGAUAAGAGAUGACCGUAGUAUACACGCCGUCUUUGCGCCUAUAGACCAAAAUAAUUCUUCACUUCAACUUCACCUACCUUUACCGUAGUCCUCUUCCUCUCGUUUGCGUUGUUCCUCGUAUGCCCGACCAUAGCCUCCACGCCCAGGGUCGUAUUCU
Messenger RNA from Penicilliopsis zonata CBS 506.65, 1228 nucleotides. RefSeq lists its product as hypothetical. The transcript has 2 exons. Gene Ontology annotation, biological process: pyridoxal 5'-phosphate biosynthetic process; pyridoxine metabolic process. Gene Ontology annotation, cellular component: glutaminase complex; cytosol. Gene Ontology annotation, molecular function: glutaminase activity. NCBI's taxonomy places the organism in Eukaryota, Fungi, Ascomycota, Eurotiomycetes, Eurotiales, Aspergillaceae. The coding region runs from base 148 to 978 and encodes 276 amino acids. The record is from RefSeq and is a predicted model, not a curated record.